This is a messenger RNA of Chrysemys picta bellii (western painted turtle), 1279 nucleotides long. The record is from RefSeq and is a predicted model, not a curated record. Lineage: Eukaryota; Metazoa; Chordata; Testudines; Emydidae.
CCCCCCUCCGCCCUGCCCGAUUGCCCAGGAAACCGAAACUCGCAGCCUCCCUCCCCGGGCGGCGGCAGCGCCGCGCUCCCCCGGCGGGCGGCGCCUCGGUGCCCGGCCGAGCAGCACCGCCUCAGGCCGCCAGCGCGCUGGCGUAGGCGGAGAGCGGUAGCCCGGCAGCCCGGUAGCCCGGCAGCGGCAGGCUCCUCUCCGGCUCCCCCAGCAGCGGCUCGGCCGCCCGGCGCCCCCCGCCAUGAGGAAGUUCUGCCUCUCCACGGUGGGGAUCCUGUCCAUGACCCUGCUCAUCGCCAGCGUCGCCCUGCUGGUGGCCCACGUCCUCCAGAGAGCGGUGGACCUGCAAGUGAAAGAGGGAACAGUACUAAAGAAUGGCACAGAAACCUUUGACCUCUGGGAAGACCCUCCUCCACCAGUCUACAUGCAGUUCUACUUUUUUAACGUGACCAAUCCUCUAGAAGUGGUCAGUGGAGAUACCCCUUUUGUGGAAGAAAUAGGGCCGUACACCUACAGAGAGUACAGGCCAAGAGUGAAUGUUCAUAUUUUGGACAAUGGCACCAGAGUCUCUUCUGUGAACCCAAAGACCUAUGUAUUUGAACCAGAGAAGUCUGUUGGAGACCCUGAAGUUGAUCUGAUCAGGACAGUAAAUAUUCCUGCAGUGACUGCAAUGGAAUGGGCCAAAUCGACUUCUCUACGGCUACCCACAGAGAUUCUCCUAAUAUUAUACCAAGAAAACUUGUUUAUGACACACACUGUCCACGAAUUACUGUGGGGCUACAAAGACAAACUUUUGUCAACCCUUCAUGUGCUUCAUCCUGAGAUUGAUUCAGAGUUUGGCUUAUUUAAUAAGAUGAAUGGAACGGAUGACGGUGAAUAUGUUGUUCUCAGUGGGAAAAUGAACUACCUUAACUUCUCGAAGAUCGUGGAGUGGAGAGGAAAAGAGUCACUGAACUGGUGGACCACAGAGUCAUGUAAUAUGAUCAAUGGGACAGAUGGAAGUGCUUUCCACCCAUUGAUAAGCACAGAUGAAACAAUUUAUGUCUUUUCUUCUGAUUUCUGCAGAUCUCUGUAUGUAACUUUUGAUAGCUUUGUGAGUGUGUCUGGAAUCCCUGCCUAUCGGUUUGUGCCCCCCGAAAAGGUGUUUGCCAAUACGUCAGUGAACCCAGACAAUGCAGGAUUCUGUGUGCCAGCAGGAAACUGCCAUGGCUCAGGUGUCCUGAACGUCAGCGUCUGCAAGCAGGGUAUGUAGCCAAGGAGUGUGGGGAAUACUUCUGGG